Messenger RNA from Stylophora pistillata, 1233 nucleotides. RefSeq lists its product as uncharacterized. Gene Ontology annotation, cellular component: membrane. The record is from RefSeq and is a predicted model, not a curated record. Lineage: Eukaryota; Metazoa; Cnidaria; Anthozoa; Scleractinia; Pocilloporidae.
GUCGUGUCAAAUUCAGAGUGGCUAUGAGUUUCUGCCGAGACGUUCACAAGUAAUUUCAACCGUUAUCAAAAGCGUGCUAAUCAUAAAGCAAAAAUCAAACAAGAGCAGGAGAAACCUCAGCACUUAUUUUUAACUUCAGAACUUGGCUCUUUAUUAACAAGGAAAAGGAUCAAUGGUCUUGGCUGGCAGAAUGACAAUUCGCUUGCUUGCUGUUCUGUGUGCUUGGGCACUUAUAGCAGAAUUUACUCUUUCGCUGCCCGAGGGAGAACACCCUGAAGAAUUGGACCUCGACGGACCUGUGGCUCCAGGAGAAGAAGAAGUAAAGACCAGGAAAAAGAGACAAAGUGGAUGCAAGGACCUGCUUAACUACUGCUCUCAAUGGCCAGACAAUUACUGUCAAACCUAUAAAGAUUACAUGAAAAAGAACUGUCCAAGAAAAUGUGGAUAUUGUAGUGGCCCGACUGACCCCCCACCUUGUCAGGACAAAAGUAGACAUUGUACAAAUUGGAAGAACAGGGGAUUUUGUGAUCCAUCAAGCCAGUAUCAUAUUUACAUGAAGAAUAACUGUGGAAAGACCUGUGGCUUUUGCGGAGGAGGCGGCGGAGGAGGAGGAGGAGGGGGCGGAGGAGGCGGAGGAGGGGGAGGCGGCGGUGGCGGCGGCGGAGGUGGUGGCGGAGGUGGUGUGAGCAAUGCCAGUAAUAAAGUGAAAAGCUGUACCUUUGAUAACGGUAUGUGUGACUGGCAUAAUGUUCCGUUUGACGACGAAAUUGACUUUGUCAUCAAAAGCAGCAGCUCUGGUGGACCUAGCUCUGGAGCCGGGGGGAGUGGAAAAUUUCUUGUGACUGAGGGUAAUGGUAAGGCACAACUUCUGAUCCCGUUGGAGUUGGUCCUCGGCGAUCACAACGCAGAUUACGGCACGAUGUGUAUCAGGUUUAACUAUUACAUGACUGGAGGCACACUUAAGUUAUAUGAAAUCGAGAAUAAAAAGGGUUCAAACCGACAACCCAUAGGCAGUGCAAGUGGGAAUCGAGGCCAGUGGAAUUGCAUGAAAUGGAGUGUGAAAGUCAGCGUAAAACGACAACUGAUGUUCGAGGCAACCACCUCUGGCGGUGUUGUUGCCAUUGAUGAUAUCAGUUUUACUGAAAAUGGAUGCACGUAAUCAUAGCGUCAGAAAACUACAAGCAAGAAGUACUUUUAAGAUUGGUGAAUAAAAAUAAAGUACUGUACAAAUGA